Phyllostomus hastatus (greater spear-nosed bat) is the source of this 12508-nucleotide messenger RNA. RefSeq names its product ATP binding cassette subfamily A member 13 (gene ABCA13). Gene Ontology annotation, biological process: transmembrane transport; lipid transport. The transcript has 50 exons. Gene Ontology annotation, cellular component: intracellular membrane-bounded organelle; membrane. The record is from RefSeq and is a predicted model, not a curated record. Gene Ontology annotation, molecular function: lipid carrier activity; ATP binding; ABC-type transporter activity. Lineage: Eukaryota; Metazoa; Chordata; Mammalia; Chiroptera; Phyllostomidae. Bases 1 to 11757 code for a protein of 3918 amino acids.
AUGCCACCCUACCUGGGCUCCUCCGUGUGUCCCUGCUGGCACGUGUGUAUUGUGCCCACGAAAGUCACGUCGUCUGGACUCAUCUGCCCCCUGUGCCCGCGCCCAGGUUACCUGCAGCCCCGGGAUCUGCCCAGCCGGGGCGUCUUCCCCUUCCUGCGAAGCCUCCUCUGCAACACCGGGGCGACCUGCAGGAACCGAAGCUAUGCCGAGUCCUCGGAGCACCAGUUCCGUUCGCCUGCGUUCCAAGCCUCGGCCGGCCGUCACGAGGCGAUCGAUGACCUGGUCUUCCUACAAGACAUGCAGGACCUGGCCACUGAAGUUUGCGAAGUGAUGGAUGAGGCCGCCAACUUAAAGAAGCUUUGGGUAGAAAGAUCCGAGACACCAGGUUCCCCUCACGGCUCCGGUUUUUUCACAAUAGAUCUCAAUAAGACAGAGGAGGUGAUAUCGAAAUUGGAAAGCCUUCACCAGCAGCCCCAAAUCUGGGAUUUCCUACUUUCACUGCCCAGACUGUUCGCAAACACCGACCAUGCUGACGACGGUCUCGGCGGUGGAGUGCCCCUUCUCCAGGCAGUCCUGAAGAUCUUAAAUUCUACCAAGGAGCUUCUAAUGAUGGAUAAGAAGUUGCAUACCCUUGAAGAUGAGCAAAUGAACUUUCUCUUGUCGUUUGUGGAAUUUUUGGAGAAAUUGUUAUUGCCCAACCCUUUCAACUCACCCAGUGGGCCCACUGAGACUGUUCUGAAUACGAGUCAUUUUUUGGUGAAUCAUUUCAAGGGUUUAGAAAGAAAGCCAUCUGGUAUUGACACUCAGAAGAAACUUUGGGAAUUUGGCCAAGAGAUGAUUGAAAAAACACAAACUGUUGAAAAGAAGGAAUCAGGCUAUAUCUUGAGACUUAUAGAAACAAUACUUUUUGAGAUUAAUCCCAAGCUACUGGAAUUGUGGAUGUAUGGCAUUCCAGAAGGAGACAGAGCUAAGCUGGAAACCCUGUCUGCACUUUUAAAUUUUUCUGUUCUAAGAAAUGAGAGGAUUCUUAGCAAAAGCUUUAACGUUUCCCAGUUGUUGUGGUUGGAUUGGCCUAAGUCGGCAGCUGUGAAAGUGGAUUUUGUUCAUCUGAGCGAAACUAUACUAGACAUUCUCUGUGAGUUUGGGUUUCUGGGGCCGGAACAAGUUUCAGAAGCUCUGGGCACAGUGCGUGCUGUCAGGAACGCCUCUGACCUCCUCUCAGCCCUUUCUGAACCCCAGAAACAAGAAGUGGGUAAAAUAUUGACUCACUUGUAUCUAAAUGUCUUUAAGGAUGAAGAUACAGCUUUUCUUCUGCAGGUGUAUUCUUCAUUUCACCAGUAUAUUUAUAAAUUCUCGGGCAUUCAGAGUAGAGAGUCUUUGCUAUCUUCCCUUACACAAACCUCAAAACACAUUUUGGAAAUCAUAAAACAAUUUAAUUUUCAAAACAUCAGUGCAGCAUUUGCAUUUUUAUAUGAGACAACAGAAUUUCUUGGAGGGAUUUCUGAAUUACCCUACUGUCAACAAUUACUUUCUGUUUUCAACUUUCUGGAGCAUCAAGUGCACUCCCUGGUGUCUACGGAGGGCCCAGCGUGGGAAGCGACCCACGCGACCUUGAUGGGCCUCAAGCAGCUCUUCACGGAGGACGAAGAUUUUCGUGUUUCUUUAUUCCAGUAUGUGAACCAGCUCUUCGAGGGUUCAGCAGCAGCCUCGCUGGGCAGCGAGUGCUUUGCGUGGGGUAACAAAAGCGCUCCUCCUGUGAGCCGUUCCGCAGACGGGGGGUCUCCCCAGGGGCAGGUCUUUUCACACCGCUCCACCCGCGAUGGCGUGUUCGGCGAGCUGCAGGCUCUGCACUGCUUCGUCCCAUGGCUGCGGAUGUGGGCUGAGGUCUGGGCAGGCACGGCGGCGCAGGUGCUGCAGUGGGAUGCGAGCGUCUUCGCCCCUCUGCAUGCUGGCCUCUCUCAGCUUGCGGAGGAACUGGAAAGUGAUGUGAAGAUUUCCGAAAGCUGCCGGGGGCUGUUUCCUACCCAUCGCCCUGCGAGGCUUCUGUUACGUCUACUUAAAAGCCUGCCUCCAGGGGGUGGCUCCUGUGACCGGGAGGGGCUUCUGGCUCUCCGGCAUCUCUGGGCGGCGCUCCGUGGUGCGUUAGUCAGAGUCGAGUCGCUGCCCUGGGACCAAGUCGAGCGGUCCCUCUUCGCCGUGGAAACUGCCCUGCGUCGGCUGGGGGCGUUCCCGCUGAACACGAGUGCCGGCAGGGAGUUUUUCCGAUCCCUGCUGGGUGUCUUCAUGGAGCUAGGCGACGCCUCAGAACCCAGAGACAGACAUGCCCGUUUGAUAGGUCGCUUGCUUUCCAGUAACCUCACGGAUUAUGAGGCACAGCUUGAAAGUGUCAUCGCUGACCUUAGAGAAACAAUAUUAUUUCUUAGAAACGUGUCACAUGACCGAGACUUACUGUCCUGUGCUGAUAUUUUCCAAAAUAUUACUGAGUUUAUUUUGGAAGACGGCUUGUCACAUGUAAACACUUCACGAAGGACAUUGCAUAUCCUGGCCCUGUUAAACUCCUCGUUUGACUCUGAGGGCUCCAUCAGCAGACUGAAAGGGUGCAUCGAACGGGCGCACGGCAUAAACCAUCUCUGUGGGAGAGGCAACCCUAGUUCUUCACAAGACCAUCUUCAGGGCGUUCUGAGGAGUUUCGGAGACGUGGAAAACAAAAUUAACUCUACGUUGACCCUCAUUACUUGGCUGUUGAAUACAGUAGAACCUGGCUGUCCAUUGAAUAUGUCAAAUAUAAAUUGUGUGAAUAUUUACUUAAAAAACAUAACUGACUUUCUACAUGUUAUUCUCACUACAGUCUUUGAAAAAGAAAAGGUACCCAAAUUCGAGAUGUUAUUAACUCUUUUAAAUGAUUCCACAAACCAAGUAAGGAUGAUUGUCAGCAACCUAACCAGGGACUUUGAGUUUGCAUCUCCACCCACCUGGAAACGGUUUACUGAGUUAAUUCUACAACCCAUAGAAGUGUCCGAUGAAAUUCCUAGCCAAUUUCAAAAUAUUUGGCUGCAUUUAGUAGCUCUGGGGAAAGAAAUUCAAGAACUUGUGAGAGAUAUUUCCCCUACCAUUCUGGAAAAUAACCUCUCUUCCAAAGCUGAAAUGUUUUUAAGUAUAUUUACUACCAGUCCAAAGGAAAAGUAUAUAAAUCAUCUAGGCCAUUCACUUUUUCAUUUAGCUAGUUACCUUGCAUUCAACUUAUCACAUGAGCUCCGAAAUUCACCCAAAAUAAUUCCACGUGAAGUAGUGAAAGCUGUGGGUCUUGGUAUUCAGUUGAUUAGGGAUCUGUUCAACUCCCUGACGCCCUCUGUCCUUCACAAUGUUCCGGAAGGUCCAGGCAAUCAUAAAGUUAUGAAGAAGGUGGCUUCUCUUCUGCGUGCCCUGAGGAACACCGACAUAGACCUUCUGGUGGACCAACUUGAACAAGUUGGCGAAAGCCUAAUGGAAUUUUUUAAGAACAUAAGUAGGCCAGGCGCUGAUAACGUGGGGGUCGACCUGCUUGUCGGCCUGAUGGAAAAGCUGGUAGACAGCUCCCGUGCUUGGAACGCCAACCAGCUGCUGAGGCUGUCCCGCCUGUUCCCCCGACAGGACGUGGAUGUCAUGUUGGGCCUAUACUACGCCCUCCCUCACGCCGCCAGGCUCCUGCAGAGAGCGGCGGGCCGCAACGUCACGGAGGUCCUUCGGGACCUCUACAACUUCACGGUCCUUCACGGCACAAGCAUUUCCAGUGUCACCAAGGAAGACUUGGCUGAUGCGAUAAAAACCCUUCUGGACACCGUUGCGCUGGCAUCAGACAAACCGAGCCUCCUUGGGGAGGCCUUAACUUGCCUCCCUGUGGUUUGGUGCCGGAACCGCACAAGUUCCGGAUCUCAGCAGAAUCCAAAGUUCGCAGCCUGCCACGGCCACAUCCACAGCAGAGUGGCCAGUGUUCUGGACAGCCUCCACCUGUCUCCCCCGGGGGAAGCUUCGUGGUGUUCAGACGAGAGUGCACAGCUGGAGGUGACUGGGAGAGCGGUCUGCGCGAUUCAGGGACUAGUGGACUGGGCCUCCCUCCUCCCGGUGCUGUCCGAAGUCCUCCACGUGAAGACUUCCACGUUAAAGCACGUGAGGGCGGUGCAGGGAGUUUGGCAGAAGGUGUUGCCGUUUGUCCCCUCUUUUGGAAAUCAGAGCGACGGCAGCAUCUCCGGACUUUGUCCCAGUGGCCCCAUAAAGCAGGCUGCUUUACAGAUCAUAGAAACACUGAAAAACGUUAAUUUUACAGAAGCCACACCGGAUGAAGACAUUCUGGGUAAGCUAGCUGCUUUAAACAAGGUCCUUAGCAACGAAGGCACGCAGGCGUCUCUUAGGAACAUUUCCGUGUUCUUGGGAAGGAUGAUGAAGUCGCUUUCCGGCGACCAGAGCCUGGGGAAUGGCACCCGCUCUCUCGCCUCUCUGUUCAUGACGUUUCUGAACGCAAACCUAACGGGAAGGGGUUUCAAAGCGCUAUCGAGUUUUCUUAAAAAACGUGAAGCAGCUUACAGUUUUGAGGAUCUGUGGCUUAAGUCUGAGCAAAUCGUGAAAGACCUAAACCGUGAGUUAAAUAGCAGACCCCUGUUCUCUGACAGUAACAAAGAAAUUCAAACCAUUAACUCAGUGGCUCUUCUAAAUGUAACCUUGCAACUUGCCCAUUUUUUGGAAAACCUGACUUCAUCGCAGGCAUUAGAAAUUACUGAAGAUUUUCCAUCGGUCAUGAAAAACUGGCUUCAUAAAUAUGCAAAUGAGGAAUACUCCAGAAUGAUACAAGCAUUAUCUCCUCUUACAGCCAAUGGGAGUUCACCUGACCACACCGCUUUGCUGACUGCAGGCGUCACUACCUUUCUGGGUUACCUCAAGAGCGUUGCUAGAGAAGGUGAUUUUGGUGCUGGCCUUCUCACUCAACCGGUGGACCGGGAGCAGCCAUCGAAUGUCUCCGUUGUCCGGUUGCUUUUGGAAAGCUUCCUGAUUAACUCAGUCAGUAACUUGGCUGCGAGUCCUCCAGAAGCGGCCUGGAGUGUCGGUGGCCGCGACCUUCCCAUCACGGAUCUCUUGAACCUCACCUUGACCCCAGCACAGUCAGGAGAGGGUGAGAGGAUGACUCCGCCUCCAGGAAGCGUAGUGGAGUUCGCGGGACAGCUUCUGGAAGCGUUCUUCCCCCUCCUGGACAAGGAAGGCCCCGAGAAGAGAGCGUCCGUCCUGCCGAGAGGUUUCCGCAGGGCCGCCGCCGCCGCGGAGGGGAGCACUGCUGGACUGUGUGAGGACCCCCAGCCGCCCGCGCAGCCCCCGGCGGCCGCGGCCGCCCUGCGGAGGGUGAAGAUGCUGCUCUUGCGUGCGCUCCUCAGGCUCGCAGAGCACCCCUCCACGGCCGAGGCCCUGCUGUGCGCCGCCCGGACCCGCGGGCCAGGCUGGGGGCGGCGGCUGGUCGCUGCUGCUCUGCAGGCGGCCGCUGUGCUGUGCGACCUCUACCAGGAGCUGGAGGAGGGGUGGUCCUCGCCCCACGAGGUGCUCAGCUGCGAGGGUCUCAGCGGGAACCUCUCCCGCGCCUGGGAGCUCUUCAGGAGCCGCUUGCGGCACGCCAGCGCCCAGGGCUGUGCGCGCGCAUCCGCGCCGGACUGGGCCCCGCAGCACCUGCUCAGGCUGGCCCGAAGACUCGGGGAGACUCUGUUCUCUGGGACGCCGGUCAUGGCGCUUCUCGGCAACUUCUCGGUGACCCCGGGCGUGACGGUGAGAGAGCUGAUGAGGAACGCCACCGAGGCCGCCGAGGCACUUCGAGCUGUCCCCCUCUCGGAGGGGACCGUCAGCAGUGUUCUGGAGGCGCACGUUCCCCACUCACAGGUCCUGCCGGGCGCCCUGGCGGCGGCUCUGUCCGGGAGGUGCGACGAGGCCGUGCUGCGCCUCCUGCUGGCCUUCCCGGGGGGCGAGCGGCCCGCGCCGGCCGCGAGGGAGCUGUGCAGCCUGCCCGGGGCCGCCACCUACUCCCUGCUGGUGUCCGUGGGUCGGCACCUGGACCCGCGCCGCUUCGUUUACAAGACGCUGAUACCGGCGGGAGCCAACCGCGUGCUCCGCUCCCUGCUGGACGUGGUCUCCCGGCUCAGCCGCCUGCUCCCCAGAGCCGGCCGCGUCCUGGAGCACCUCCCCGAGUUCCUCCGCGCGUCGGGGAUCUCAGCCUUGCUGGACGUGUCCGGCUUCCACCAGGCGCCGCCCGGGGAGCAGGCCCAGAGGUCCGCCUUCGGCUCCUUCCAGGAGCUGAUGAAGACGGUUUGCAAGGAGGAAGCGUCCUUCCUCGGCGGCUCGCGCCCGCUCCUGCACUUGCCCAGAGUCGACGAGCUCCUGGGCGCGGACAAGGAGAAGUUCCACGUUCCUGAGGACGCCACUCCGUUCUGCCUGGAGCUCUACCAGGAGAUCCUGCGGUCCCCGGACGGCGCCCUGGUGUGGUCCUUCCUGGAACCCGUGCUGCUCGGGCGGAUCCUGUACGCCCCGAACACCCCGGAGGUCAGCAGGGUCAUUCGGAAGGCCAAUCACACCUUCCUGUUUGUGGACAAGCUGCGGGCCGUCGCAGAAGCGUUGCUGAAGGCGUCCGGCGUUUUUCAGAGUGGCGGGGACAGCCAGCUGCUCGGCCAGCUGCAGGAGGCCCUGAGGAACAGGUUCGUGAGAAACUUUGUGGGCACCCAGCUGCGCAUCGACAUGGACCAGCUGAUGGAACGGCUCCAGACGUACGGGGGCACCCUGGGCAGGAUGCUGAGCCACGCGGGCACUGCCCGCGUCCUCGCCCUGGGCCGCGUCCUGGUCAACCUGUCCUCCUGCGUGGCGCUGGACCGCUUCCGGGGGCUGGAGUCCGUCGCCGAGCUGGAGGCCGCAGCUCGGGAGCUCAUGCGGGAGAACAGCUUCCUGGCCAGCGUCACCUUCAACACACCCGCGGCCGGCGGCAGCAGCUCCGGGGCGGGCCCCCGCCAGCUGCCGCCCCGCGUCUCCUACACCAUCCGCACCAGCUUGCUGUACAGCCUGAGGACCGACCUGGCGAGGAACCCCUUCUGGAGGUUCCACCCGCAGAGCCUGCCGGCUGACGGGUUCCGGUACAACUACGUGUUCGCCCCGCUGCAAGACAUGAUCGAGAGGGCCCUGGUCCUGGAGCAGACUGGGCAGGGGGCCGCGGGCCCGGCCGUGCAGGCGCAGGCCAUGCCCUACCCCUGCCACCACAGCGACCUGUUCCUGAGCAAGGUGGGCUUCUUCUUCCCGCUGAUCCUGAUGCUGGCCUGGGUGGUGUCCGUGGCCAGCACGGUCCGGCAGCUGGUGCGCGAGAGGGAGAUCCAGCUGGACGGGUACCUGAGCAUGAUGGGGGUGCACCCUGGCACCCACUUCCUGGCCUGGUUCCUGGAGAACGUGGCGGUGGCGGCGGUCGGCAGCGCCGUCCUGGCGGUCGCCCUGAAGGCCAGCGGCAUCUUCGCGCACAGCGACGCCCUCCUGGUCUUCCUCUUCCUCCUGGACUUCGGGGUGUCGGUCACCGCGCUGAGCUACCUGCUGAGCGCGCUCUUCCGCCGGGCGAGCACGGCCGCCCUCUGCAGCAGCCUGCUCUACGUGACCAGCUUCCUGCCCUACGUCGUCCUGCUGGUGCUGCGUGGCCGGCUGGGCGCCGCGGCACAGGCCUGUCUGUGCCUCUUCUCCACCACGGCCUUUGGGCAGGGCGUGUUCCUCAUCACCUUCCUGGAAGGGCAGGAGGCAGGGGUCCAGUGGGGCAAUGUGGAGCAGUCCCCGGAGCCGGUGGGCAUGGCCUUCGGCGCGGUGUGCUGGGUGCUGCUGCUGGACUCGGGCCUCUACCUGCUCUGUGGGUGGUACCUGAGCAGCCUGAUUCCCGGAACCUUCGGCGUCAGGAAGCCGUGGUACUUCCCGUUCACCGCGGCCCACUGGAGGAGCGCCUGCGGCGUGGCGGCCCAGGGGCUGCGUGGCCUGUGUUCUGGCCGGCCCCUGCCCUGCGCGGACUCGGACCCUGCAGGCUCGCCCCCGCCACCCGGAGAGGAGCGCGCCCCAGGCGUCACCCUGGUGUCGGUGACCAAGGAGUACCAGCCCCGCCAGGCGGCCGUGCGCGACCUGACCCUCACCUUCCACAGAGACCAGGUCACGGCCCUGCUGGGCACCAACGGCGCCGGGAAGACCACCGUGCUGUCCAUGCUGACGGGGCUGCAGGCCCCCACCUCUGGCACCAUCCUCGUCGAUGGCCGGGACCUGCAGACGGACCUGCCCGCGGUCAGGAGGGAGCUGGGGGUGUGUCCUCAGCGGGACGUCCUGCUCGACCGCCUCACCGUCCGGGAGCACCUGCUGCUCUUCGCGUCCCUCAGGUCGCCGCAGUGGGCCGCGGCGGAGCGGCAGCGGCACGUGGACGCAACCCUGCGGGACGUGGGCCUGGAGCAGCACCGGCACCAGCAGGCCCGCGCCCUCUCGGGGGGCCUGAGGCGGAAGCUCUCCAUUGGCGCCGCUGUGCUCGGCGGGCCGAGGACCGUGGUUCUGGACGAGCCCACCAGCGGGGUGGACCCCUGCUCCCGGCGCGGCAUCUGGGACUUCCUCCUCAGGCACCGGCAAGGCCGGACGAUCAUCUUCACGACCCACCACCUGGACGAGGCGGAGGCCCUCAGCGACCGCGUGGCCCUGCUGCAGCAGGGCCGGCUGCGGGGCUGCGGGCCCCCCCUCUGCCUGGCCCAGGCCUGCGGCAGGGGCCUGCGCCUGACGCUCACGAGACAGCCCUCCGUCCCGGAGGCGGACGAGCGGGAGCACACUGCGUGCGCCACGUCCCUGGUGCAGACCUACGUCCCGCGGGCGCGCCUCCGACACAGCCGUGGGCGCGAGCUGAGCUACGCCGUCCCCCCGGACGCCAACCACGCCGGCCUCACGGGGCUCUUCCAGGCCCUGGAGCAGCACCAGCACCGCCUGGGCCUCACGGGCUGCGGGCUCUCGGACCCCACGCUGGAGGAGGUGUUCCUGGCGCUUUCGCAAGGCUCCGGACAGCAAGCCGAGGCUGCCGCCGGGGCGGAGGCCGAGUCGCGCAGCCGCGGGCCUCCGGGGCGGGGCCCCAGGCGCCACGACGGCGCCCCGGCCGGCACCCUCGCCCAGGCGGCCGCCCUGCUGGCCCAGCGGCUGCGCCACGCGCGCCGGGCCUGGGGCGGCACGCUCGCGGACCUGCUGCUGCCCGUGCUCUUCGUGGCCGUGGCCAUGGGCUUGUUCAUGGUGCGGCCUCUGGCCGUCGCGUUCCCGCCCCUCCGGCUGAGCCCUGGCCACCACGAGGGGGCCGAAGCGUCCUUUUUCAGCAGCGGUGGCAGCGGCGGCGGCGGCGGGAGCGAGGACGGGGAGCUGGCCCAGGUGCUGCUGCGGGCGUUCGGGGCCGAGGGGCUGCUCUGCGCCGGCGGAGACCCAGACCCGGACCCGAAGGACCCUUCCUGUUGGCGCUCGGACCCGCCUCUCCGCCCCCACGCCCCGGCUUCCUGUGGCUGUCCGGCCUGCCCCAACGCCAGCACCGGCGCCGGCGCCCCCACGCUGACCAGCCGCCUGGGCCACUCGCUGCUGAACCUCUCGGCCGCCCGCCUGGAGGAGUUCCUGCUGCUGCCCAGCGACCAGCCCCGGCUGGGCGGCUGGUCCUUCGGCGUGCGAGCCCCAGGUCCCGGUCCAGAGGCCCACGCGGCGGCGGCGGCGGCCACGCCGAGGAGCCUGGCCAAGGUGUGGUACAACCAGAAGGGCAUCCACGCCCUGCCCUCCUACCUGAACCGUCUCAACAACCUGCUCCUGUGGAGGCUCCUGCCCCCCGCCGAGGACUGGCGGCGAUAUGGAAUAACACUGCACAGCCACCCGCACGGAGGGGCCCUGCUGAACGAGGACAGGAUCCUGGAGAGCGUCCGCCAGUGCGGCGUGGCCCUCUGCAUCGCGCUGGGCUUCUCCGUCCUGACGGCCUCCAGGGGCAGCGCCGUGGUCAGGGACCGCGUGACCGGGGCCAAGAGGCUGCAGCACAUCAGCGGCCUGGGCCACGGGACCUACUGGUUCGCCAACUUCCUGUACGACAUGCUCGUCUACACGGCCUCCGUCUGCCUGUGCGUCGCCGUCGUCCUGGCCUUCGGGCUGCCGGCCUUCACCUUCCGCCAGAACCUGGCCGCCACGGCCCUCCUGCUGCUGCUGUUCGGGUACGCCACCCUCCCGUGGAUGUACCUGGCCUCCAGGGUCUUCCCCAGCGCCGACGUGGCCUUCAUCGCCUACGUCUCGCUGAACUUCGUCUUCGGCCUCUGCACCCUGCUGAUGACCACCAUGCCGCGGCUGCUGGCCAUCGUCUCCGGGGCCCAGAACUUACAGGACAUCUCGGACGCGCUCCGGUGGGCCUUCGCGCUGUUCCCGCAGUUCUGCCUGGGCCAGGGGCUGGUGGAGCUCUGCUACAACCAGAUCAAGUACGACCUGGCGCGCGGCUUCGGCCUCGACUCCUACGCCAGCCCCUUCGCGAUGAGCUUCCUGGGCUGGACCUUCCUGCAGCUGGCCUGCCAGGGCUCGGCCCUGCUGCUGCUGAGGCUGCUGCUGCACGGGGACCUCCUGCAGUGGCCCAGGAGCCGCGCCGCCAGCGUUCAGGGCACGGUGACGCCCUGCGAGGACCCGGACGUGCAGAAGGAGCAGACGCGGGUGCUGAAGGGCGGCACCGCCGGGGACCUGCUGGUGCUGUGCAACCUCGGCAAGACCUACCGCGGCCUCUCCGGGCGGCGCACGGCCGUGCACGACGUGAGCCUGGGCCUGCGGCGCGGAGAGUGCUUCGGGCUCCUGGGGGUGAACGGAGCUGGGAAGACCACCACCUUCGAAAUGCUGAGCGGGGACGUCGCCCCGACCUCGGGGCACGCCGUCGUCAGGACGCCCGCCGGGGAGGACGUGGCCCUGUGUGCGGCCCAGGCGGCGGGCAUCCGCGUCGGCUACUGUCCGCAGCAGGACGCCCUGGACGAGCACCUGACUGGCUGGGAGCACCUGCGCUACUACUGCCGCCUGCGCGGGAUCCCGACGUCACGGGUCCCGGAGGUCGCCGGGGACCUGGUGCGGCGCUUAGGCCUGGAAGCCCACGUGGACCGGCCCGUGGCCACCUACAGCGGGGGCACCAAGCGGAAGCUGUCCACGGCCCUGGCCCUGCUGGGGAAGCCUGACCUCCUGCUGCUGGACGAGCCCAGCUCGGGGAUGGACCCCUGCUCGAAGCGGCUGCUGUGGGAAGCGGUGGGGACGGAGGUUCUGGAAGGCUGUGCGGUGGUGCUGACCUCGCACAGCAUGGAGGAGUGCGAGGCCCUGUGCACCAGGCUCGCCAUCAUGGUCGACGGCCGCUUCCGGUGCCUCGGGUCCCCCCAGCACCUCAGACACAGGUUCGGGGACGGGUACACCGUCAGGGUGUGGGUCUGCGAGGAAGGCGGCCCGCACGCCGCCGUCUCCGCCUGCCUGCAGCGGCACUUCCCGGGAGCCCAGUUCAAGGGCCGGCGCCUGAACCUGCUGGAGUACCACGUGCCGCGGGCGCGGGCCGGCCUGGCCGCCCUGUUCCGGGUGCUGGAGAGCAGCAGGGCCGCGCUGCGCAUUGAGCGCUACGCCAUCAGCCAGGCCACGCUGGAGCAGGUGUUUAUCAACUUUGCCGCGGAGCAGCAGCCGGCCCCAGCAGCCGCUCCCGACCUCUGCGCCGACGGCGGCCAGCCCCACCCCCUGCCGGUGUGAGUCCCGGGACGGGCGCCGGGGGGACUGCCGGUCUUUGUCCAGGCCCUCGUGGAGAAGCCGGCGCGGAGCGGAUGGCAGCGCCCCCCGCGCUCGGACCGCUCUCUCUGCUUCCUCUCCCGCUCUGGCGCCCCGCGAGCUCACAGCCAGCGGUCGGGCGGUCGUUCUCUCCCGCGGACGCCGGGGGGUCCUCCUCCGUGGGGGUCCUGCGGCUCUCGGCCGAGGAGCCCCGGGGUGGGGGCCGGCCUCCCUGCGACCGGGCCUGGGCGGGGUCCGAGCCCAGACCCCCACGGCUUGGAGCUGGGCAUCACCGGUCUCCAGUGUUUGCGCUUCCUUUCGAGGAACUCGAGGCCCCCGGGGUCGCACACCCCCCACGCUCUGGGGGAGGUGGCACCCCAGACUUCCCGUCACCCCGUCGUCUCUGUGCUACAGGUGCUCGCCAGUGUUGCGACACAAGCUGAGUGAGUUGGAUGCAAACCGCUCCUCACACUGGGUGGCAUUGUGUGAUAGGACGUGAAAAAUAAAGUUGCCAUUUUUUUCUUCUAAAAGAUGCUUUUUAAAAGAAGUAGGGACUAGAGACCUUUUUAGUCAACACUGUAGCAAAAUAAAAUAAAUUGUACUUGGCAUUCUAGCAUUUAUACAACUUUUACCAGAAUUUCACAGAGUAUAGUUUUAGGGGAGUAUAAAAGAAAUAUGAUGUGAAUGUAUUUUCUGUUCCUUAAUUUGUGUUAAUAAAAUUACCUUCUAAAAAUUA